AUGGUGUGCAAUGAGAUGGACAAACCCCUGGCCAACCUGUCCACCCCUGAGCCUGGAGGAAUGGAGCCAAUUUGUUUUGCUGCCAUGAUCCCCCAGUCACCUUCGGCUGAGGGCACAGGUCAGUACUGUGUGGACAGCAUCCGGGCCAGGGUCCACAGGACGAAAUUUGGGGAGGUGUUUCUGAAGGAUAUUCCGGUGUUUCAGUGGCACAAGCAUGCGACUCUGCAGGAGUACGAGCGGCUGAAGGCAUACCCUGGAGCUCACGGCUGGAGAGGGGUCACCUUCCAGGACCUGGUGGCUACACUCUCCAUUCUCAACGGGACUGCCAACCGGCUGAUGUUUGACAACUGGAGCCGUUGGUCGGCUGGGUCAGCCUGCAUCCGCUGCGCUGUGGUGGGCAACGGCGGGAUUCUGCGUGGGUCCGGGAAAGGCGCUGAGAUCGACCGGCACCACUACAUCUUCAGGACAAACGGUGCCAUAACCAAAGGUUUCGAGGAGGAUGUCGGCUCCCGCACCUCCCUCUACACCUUCUCCACCAGAACCAUGCGGAACUCCAUUAGGGCGUACGCUCGUGCCGGCUUCAGGGGUCCCCCCCAGUCCAAGGAGACCAAGUAUCUGUUCCUACCUGACGAGGGCCGCGAUUACCUAAUGCUGAGGGCGGCCGUCACUCAGACGGCUGUGAAGACUGGCCCUGACAGGAGUAAAACGCCACCCAGAUACUUUGGGAAAAAUGUGACAGCAGAUAAAUUCAAAAUGUAUCACCCAGACUUCAUCCGCUACCUCAGAAACAGAUUUCUUCGCUCUCGUAACCUUAACACCAAAUUUCGAGAUUGGUACCGACCGACCACAGGGGCGGUGAUGCUGCUGGCCGCCAUGCACACCUGUGACCAGGUCAGCGCGUACGGCUUCGUCACCCCCGAUUUCAUGAGAUACUCCGACCACUACUACGACCAGGCCUUCCGUCGCCUGGUCUUCUACGUCAACCACGACAUGCAGAUGGAGAUGCAGCUCUGGCAGCAGCUGCACCAGGCCGGCCUCAUCAAGCUCUACAUGCGCUAGCGAGCGUGC
Messenger RNA from Megalops cyprinoides (Indo-Pacific tarpon), 1068 nucleotides. Its product is annotated as alpha-N-acetylgalactosaminide alpha-2,6-sialyltransferase 2-like. The transcript is spliced from 8 exons. NCBI's taxonomy places the organism in Eukaryota, Metazoa, Chordata, Actinopteri, Elopiformes, Megalopidae. Bases 1 to 1059 code for a protein of 352 amino acids. Gene Ontology annotation, molecular function: sialyltransferase activity. The record is from RefSeq and is a predicted model, not a curated record.